AUGGCAAAGGCUAACAAAAGCUUAUUAAGCUCAGUCUUCAAGUCCAGGCUCAUAAACUCCGGCGAAUCUUCAAUUGCUGUCGACAUCGCCGGAACUUCCCAAGCCGUCAAAGAGCUCCUAAGAUCCGAAAACUCCUCUCCUGGAACCGCACAAGAUCUUGAGAAAGUGCCAUUAUCAGAUCAAGUAUCGAAUUUGUUAAAUGCCACUGCGGAGAAAAGCUCUUCGGAGAAGAAGAACAUAUUGAAAGUACCAAUUUUUACCUCUGACAUCUGCUUAAGACCGAAAGAGCUGUCCCAUGAUAUGAAGGAGAAGAAACGAGUGUACAAGAAGAACGGUUUCACGCGGCGUUUCGCAAAGAUAUACAGAGACUCUGCUGAGAGAUUAGGCACGGAGGCUGUGUUCGAAGUUUUCGAUAAGGUGUCGAAAGAUAUGAGUUUAACGGAGUACAAUGCAAUGAUUGGAGUUUACUUGGAGACCGCUGAGAGAAGCAAUGAUCUAGGACAUGCUCUUGAACAUAUAGAAAAAGCUUUCGAGCUUUUGAAAUCGAUGAGAGACCGCGGAUUCCCGGUGGAAGAGAGAGUUUACGGUCCUCUUCUUGGUUACUUGAUUGAUAUGGAUAUGGUUGAGGAGUUUCACAGCUUUAAAGAUGUUGUUGCGGAGGCGAGUCCUGUUUCGGUUGAGAGGCUUGGAUACUAUGAGAUGCUUCUUUGGAUUCAACUUGGCGAUGGAGAGAAGAUUGAAGAGCUUUGCGGUGAAAUUGGUGGUAGUAAUGGGGGAAGCUUAUCAGUCUUACAAGAAAGUUAUUUGCUUGCACUAUGUGAGAGAGACCAAAAGGACCAUCUUCAGAGGGUCUUGGAGAAUGUAGACAUAACAGAAGUUCAUUCGUCGGACCUAUUGGGAAAGAUAAUUGGAUACCUUGCGAGAUAUUCGUUGGAUUCUGUUGCGAGGAAGUUCCUUUUGGAACUAAGAGAAAGUGAAGAAGGUGUGAAGAACGUUUCAGAUCUCAUCUCUAUCUACUCUACUUGCAUCCCAAAUGCGACGGUUAAGGAUAUCAUCUUGAAGUUCAACAAGAUGCAUAAAGAACUCGAUGUUACACCUACAUCUACAUCAUACGGGAAGCUUGUUAAGUAUAGCUGUGACUCGAAUGAGGUGGUCACUGCUCUCGAUAUAGCUGAAAGAAUGAGUAAAGCAGGUCUGAUAAUAUCGGCAGAUAUUCUGCAGUCAUUGUUACAUGCCGUUGAUGAAGUUCUUGAGCUUACUUUGGUGCGAAGAAUUUAUUCAAUCAUGCUCACGGAGAAUGUGAAACCAAAUAAUGAUAACUUUCGGAGCAUCAUACGUUUGUGCACAAGAAUCAAAGACUUUAAAAGAGCCUAUAAGAUGCUCGGUAUGUUGAAGAACUUCAAGCUGGAACCAAACUCUGCCAUGUACAAUUGUAUAUUGAGUGGAUAUUUUCGAGAGAAAGAUGUUGGCAGAGCGUUAAUGGUCGUCAAGCAAAUGAAGAAAGCUGGCGUUAAACCUGAUUCUAUAACUUAUGGCUAUCUAAUAACCAACUGUAACCAGGAGUCUGCUAUUACUAAGUACUACAACGAGAUGAAGGAAGCAGGAGUUCAUGUUACUAAACGAGUCUACAUGUCCCUGAUUGAAGCAUAUGCAGCAUCUGGGAAUUUUGAGAAGGCAAAACAGGUGCUCUUGGACCCAGAUGUUCCGGCUAAAAGCCAAAAUGAGCUGAAAAGUGUGCUGAUGUCGGCUCUCGCCUCAAAUGGAAAAAUGGCAGAUGCCUUCAGUAUAUAUGAAGAAAUGAAGAAAGCCAGAUGCCACGUAGAGCCAAAAUCGAUUAUAUCUCUUAUAGAAUACGCUGAUCCAAAGGGAGAGUUAGAUACGCUGGUUCAACUGGCUGAUGACCUGCAAGAUGAUAAUAGUUGGAUAGAUGGUUUCUUCAGAAUGAUAUUGUUCGCUGUCCGCAAUAGAAAGUCGAGCACUAUUCUUGAUGUGCUGAAGCAGAAGAAGGUCCGGUUGUCCAGGAAAGACAUCCAUGUGGAAAAUAAAUUCAACGAGGUGUUUUGGGCAAUCGCAGAGUCAGAGCCAACCGAAGUGAAGCUAGGGAUGGAUCUGCUAAGAUUUCUGAAAGAGGAGCUUGGGUUUGUUCCUUCAAGAAAAUGUCUGGAUUUUCUCAUGCAUGCUUGUGUCAAUGCCAAAGACAUGGAAAAUGGUUUAUUGGUGUGGAAAGAGUACCAAUCUGCAGCACUUCCUUGCAAUGUCCUAAGCUUUUUGAGAAUGUAUCAGGUUCUACUGGCUGCAGGGGAUUUGGAAGGUGCCAAUGCAUUGGUAUCAGAAAUUCCAAAAGAUGAUAAAGAUGUACAACACAUCAUCAAAGAGAGCCAGAUUGUAUUUUCUCUAACACCUAAAAAGAAACUGAUUGUUUCCCCAAACAAAGUAGGGAAAGAUUGGUUGGUUUGA
Molecule: messenger RNA, 2457 nt
Organism: Microthlaspi erraticum
Lineage: Eukaryota; Viridiplantae; Streptophyta; Magnoliopsida; Brassicales; Brassicaceae
Source: the annotation of a GenBank genome assembly